Molecule: messenger RNA, 3184 nt
Organism: Myotis brandtii (Brandt's bat)
Lineage: Eukaryota; Metazoa; Chordata; Mammalia; Chiroptera; Vespertilionidae
Gene: EPHA5
Product: EPH receptor A5
Exons: 17
Coding region: 23-2932 (969 amino acids)
Biological process (GO): axon guidance; protein phosphorylation; cell surface receptor protein tyrosine kinase signaling pathway
Cellular component (GO): neuron projection; plasma membrane
Molecular function (GO): transmembrane-ephrin receptor activity; ATP binding; protein binding
Source: RefSeq, a predicted model, not a curated record
UUUAUUGGAUUCACGUACUGUCAUGGGGGACCUGGGAUGGAUUGCUUUUCCAAAAAAUGGGUGGGAAGAGAUUGGUGAAGUUGAUGAAAAUUAUGCCCCUAUCCACACAUACCAAGUAUGCAAAGUUAUGGAACAGAAUCAGAAUAACUGGCUUCUGACCAGUUGGAUCUCUAACGAAGGUGCUUCCAGAAUCUUCAUAGAACUUAAGUUUACUCUGCGGGACUGCAACAGCCUUCCCGGAGGACUGGGCACCUGUAAGGAAACGUUCAACAUGUAUUACUUUGAGUCCGAUGAUGAGAACGGGAGAAAUGUCAAGGAAAACCAAUACAUCAAAAUCGAUACCAUUGCCGCCGAUGAAAGCUUCACAGAACUUGAUCUCGGGGACCGUGUCAUGAAACUGAAUACGGAGGUUAGAGAUGUCGGACCUCUAAGCAAAACGGGAUUUUAUCUUGCCUUUCAAGACCUGGGUGCUUGCAUCGCUCUGGUUUCUGUGCGCGUGUACUAUAAGAAAUGUCCUUCUGUGGUACGACACUUGGCUGUCUUCCCUGACACCAUCACUGGAGCUGAUUCUUCUCAAUUGCUGGAAGUAUCGGGCUCUUGUGUCAACCAUUCGGUGACAGAGGAACCACCCAAAAUGCAUUGCAGCGCUGAAGGGGAGUGGCUGGUGCCCAUCGGGAAAUGCAUGUGCAAGGCAGGAUAUGAAGAGAAAAAUGGCACCUGUGAAGUGUGCAGACCUGGGUUCUUCAAAGCCUCACCUCACAACCAGAGCUGCAGCAAAUGUCCACCUCACAGUUACAGCCAGGAGGAAGCUUCCACCUCUUGUGUCUGUGAAAAGGAUUAUUUCAGGAGGGAGUCUGAUCCACCCACAAUGGCAUGCACAAGACCCCCCUCCGCUCCUCGGAAUGCCAUCUCAAAUGUUAAUGAAACUAGUGUCUUUCUGGAAUGGAUUCCUCCUGCUGACACUGGUGGAAGGAAAGAUGUGUCAUAUUAUAUUGCAUGCAAGAAGUGCAUCUCCCAUGCAGGUGUGUGUGACGAGUGUGGAGGUCAUGUCAGGUACCUCCCCCAGCAAAUCGGCCUGAAAAACACCUCUGUCAUGAUGGUGGAUCUGCUCGCUCACACAAACUAUACCUUUGAGAUUGAGGCAGUGAAUGGAGUGUCCGACUUGAGCCCAGGAGCCCGGCAGUAUGUGUCUGUAAAUGUAACCACAAAUCAAGCAGCUCCCUCUCCAAUCACCAAUGUGAAAAAGGGGAAGAUUGCAAAGAACAGCAUCUCUUUGUCUUGGCAAGAGCCAGAUCGCCCCAAUGGAAUCAUCCUGGAGUAUGAAAUCAAAUAUUUUGAAAAGGACCAAGAGACCAGCUACACAAUCAUCAAAUCGAAAGAGACAACUAUGACUGCAGAGGGCUUGAAACCAGCUUCAGUGUAUGUCUUCCAAAUUCGAGCACGCACCGCAGCAGGCUACGGUGUCUUCAGUCGAAGAUUUGAGUUUGAAACCAUCCCAGUGUCAGUUGCAGCAUCCAGCGAUCAAAGCCAGAUUCCUAUAAUUGCUGUGUCUGUGACGGUGGGAGUCAUUUUGUUGGCAGUGGUUAUGGGCUUCCUCCUCAGUGGAAGUUGCUGCGAAUGUGGCUGUGGACGGGCUUCUUCCCUGUGCGCUGUUGCCCAUCCAAGCCUAAUAUGGCGGUGUGGUUACAGCAAGGCAAAACAAGACCCAGAAGAGGAAAAGAUGCAUUUUCAUAAUGGGCACAUUAAACUGCCAGGAGUAAGAACUUAUAUCGAUCCACAUACCUAUGAGGAUCCCAAUCAAGCUGUCCAUGAAUUUGCCAAGGAGAUAGAAGCUUCAUGCAUCACAAUUGAAAGAGUUAUUGGAGCAGGUGAAUUUGGUGAAGUUUGUAGUGGACGUUUGAAACUUCCAGGAAAAAGAGAAUUACCUGUGGCGAUCAAAACCCUUAAAGUAGGCUACACUGAAAAGCAACGUAGAGAUUUCCUGGGUGAAGCAAGUAUCAUGGGGCAGUUUGAUCAUCCUAACAUCAUUCACUUAGAAGGUGUAGUGACCAAAAGUAAACCAGUGAUGAUAGUGACAGAGUAUAUGGAAAAUGGCUCUUUAGAUACAUUUUUAAAGAAAAACGAUGGGCAAUUCACUGUGAUUCAGCUGGUUGGCAUGCUGAGAGGCAUCGCUGCUGGAAUGAAGUACCUUUCCGACAUGGGCUACGUGCAUAGAGACCUCGCUGCUAGAAACAUCUUAAUCAACAGUAACCUUGUGUGCAAAGUGUCUGACUUUGGACUUUCCAGGGUACUGGAAGAUGAUCCCGAGGCAGCCUACACCACAAGGGGAGGCAAAAUUCCGAUAAGAUGGACUGCCCCAGAAGCUAUAGCUUUCAGAAAGUUUACCUCUGCUAGUGAUGUCUGGAGCUAUGGAAUCGUGAUGUGGGAGGUUGUGUCUUAUGGAGAGAGACCCUACUGGGAGAUGACCAAUCAAGAUGUGAUUAAGGCAGUAGAGGAAGGUUACCGUCUGCCAAGCCCCAUGGACUGUCCUGCUGCCCUCUACCAAUUAAUGCUGGAUUGCUGGCAGAAAGACCGAAAUAGCAGGCCCAAGUUUGAUGAAAUAGUGAACAUGCUGGACAAGCUGAUACGUAACCCAAGUAGCCUGAAGACGCUGGUUAAUGCAUCGAGCAGAGUAUCUACUUUAUUGGCAGAACAUGGCUCCCUGGGAUCUGGGGCCUACAGAUCAGUAGGUGAAUGGCUAGAAGCAAUCAAAAUGGGCCGGUACACAGAGAUUUUCAUGGAAAAUGGAUACAGUUCAAUGGACGCUGUGGCUCAGGUGACCUUGGAGGAUUUGAGACGGCUCGGAGUGACUCUUGUCGGUCACCAGAAGAAGAUCAUGAGCAGCCUUCAAGAAAUGAAGGCGCAGCUGGCAAACGGGAUGGUGCCAUUGUAACUUCACUUGACUGUCAUUUCAUUGAAUGAAUGUUUCUGCACUUUGUAAACAAGCCCUGAGAUUUAUUUUAACAAAGAGGGGGGAAAGGAAAACUCAGUGAUUUCUAAACCUUUUGGGAGCAUUUCUUUCAGCCACAGAAUUUGUAAUCAGUGUUUUAGCUUCUUCUCAGUGUCGUCAUUUUUUAAGAAACUAAUAUGACCUCCUUGGAAUAACAACACAAGGUUAAACAUGAUCUUAUCUUACAACAAAAAA